AUGACAACAAGUCGUGAGCAAUUAGUAGACAUUGCCAAUACUAUCAAAACAAUGACCUUGAAUGAAUUGUUAGGUGAACAGCUGCUUGAACACAAUGAAUCUAACAAUGAAUCAAAUGAAAUAUCAACUAAUGAACUUAUUGAAAAAAAUGUUGGACUUUAUUUCUCAGCUUAUUCGUCUUCUGCUUGUCGCAACUUUACACCAAAAUUAGCUGCAUAUUUUAAAGCAUAUAAUAGUGAAAUAGAGGAUAAAUUAGAAAUUGUUUUUAUUUCGUAUGACGAAGAUCAAGCUGAUUUUGAUGAAUAUUUCAAGACAAUGCCCUGGAAAGCAUUACCUUACUCUGAUCGAGAUCGUUCAAAAAUACUGCGUGACAAGUUUUAUGUUAAAGACAUGCCAGCUUUAAUUAUAUUUACUCCUACACGUGAAGGAACUGUUUUUGACGGUGUUGAUUUUAUACGUGGUGUAUAUCAUGGUAACGCUGUACGUAAUUGGUCUAAAGGAAAAUGUUUAUUUCGAUCGCGUGAAGCACAUGAGGGUGAAUAUAUUUGGGAUGGUAUUAUUUGUCAUCAAUGCUAUAUGAGUCCAAUCAUUGGUUCACGACAUGGUUGCAUAGAUAAAAAUUGUUAUAUAGAUUUAUGUGAAACAUGCCUACUAAAAACUGGACAUAAACAUCCUCUCAUUGAAUAUUUAGUACCUAAACGACCAUAUUCAUUCGAACAAAUUUUUAAAACAGUUCCUCAUUUACUUAAUCCUAAUAGUGAAGAUCAGAUUGAAACAAAAACAAUAUGGGAAAAUGAUGUUAAAUGUGUUGGAUUUUAUUUUUCUGCUCAUUGGUGUGAACCUUGUCGGAUUUUUACACCAAAAUUAAUAGAAGUUUAUAAAGAAGCACAAGCAAAUUCUCUACCUUUUCAUGGAAAAAUUCUAUCACGUCAUGGUGUUGAUGAUGUUAAACGAAAAGGUAUAGAAGCGUUGAAAACAUGGACGCAAGGACAAACAUUAGCUUCCCCUGCAGCAGAUGAGUUCAAAUGGGAUGAUGUAUCAUGUGAUGGAUGUAGCAUGAGCCCUAUAAUUGGUCAAAGAUAUAAUUGUUCCACAUGUGGUAAUUAUGAUCUGUGUUCGACAUGUGAAAAGAAAGGACAUGAACAUUCACUUGAACUUGUACCACAACCAACCGAAGAUGAAGAUGAUUGA
This is a messenger RNA of Rotaria sp. Silwood1, 1191 nucleotides long. NCBI's taxonomy places the organism in Eukaryota, Metazoa, Rotifera, Eurotatoria, Philodinida, Philodinidae. The record is from the annotation of a GenBank genome assembly.